AUGAGUUCGACCAAGAUGGAGUCCAAGCAGACUGAUAUUCGGGCGGUGGUGUUCAUCACAUUUGCAGCAGCGACAAUCGUCAUGAUACUUCGCCUUCUGAGUCGGAGGCUCAAGAGGAUUCCCCUGUCUUGGGAUGACUACUUUGCACUAUGCUGUUAUGCCAUGGCGAUUGCUUGGAUAAUCAUCAUUCCGUAUUGGCUUCGCAAAGGCCUCGGGCUUCACAUCCAGGAUAUCAAAAGCCCGCCAAUCGAAGAUAUACUCUUCCAAAGCAAGCUCCUACUCUUCGUGGCCGAGCUGGUGUACGCGUUCGCCCUCUUUUUCGCCAAACUCUCUAUUUUGAGCUUAUACUGGCGCAUGUUCCAUGUCACCAACAUUAGACUCCCAAUCCAGAUUCUAUUUGGAUGCUCUAUAGUCUGGAUCAUCUUCCGAAUAUUUAUGGGUAUAUUCCACUGUGUUCCCGUUCAAGCUUUCUGGGAUUCCUCUGCCGGCGGAAAAUGUGAAAUCGAAGAUAAGAAGUUCUUCUUUGGAACCACCUUGGUCCACGCUUUGAUCGAUAUCGCCAUCUUGAUCGUGCCGAUCGUGCAAAUUGGAAAGUUGCAGCUGCCUUCCCUGCAAAAGUAUGGCAUCAUGAUCAUGUUUAUGUUUGGUUUCUUCAUCUGUGCGGCCGCCAUAGUGGUUAUUGUCGCCGCCACGCAAUUUGACGCCACAUCGGUAGAUCUAACCUGGAACAUAUGCCCUAUUGUCGUUUGGGCAACAGUGGAGGUGAACCUCGUCACCGUAUCAGCUUGCCUCCCUACCGUCCGACCCGCCUGUAUCUAUCUCUUCACUUGCGCCAACCCGGCGUCGAGGACUAGCGCAAGCUCAAACAACUACGGGCAAAACUACAGUCGCAGUCAGGCCAAGCAGUCGAUCCGCCUCUCAACAGUCAACAAGUCGGGCGCCAACGACGAAUCCAGCUCAACACACCAGCUCGCCGAUUCCGAGGACGGCGGCCGUGGCUCGGUAUCCGACUUUGAGAGCCACGCACUCGACCGGUACCGCGGGAAUACCUCGACUGUCACUGGAACACGUGGUGCUGGCGCCGCGGAGUUUGGCUCAACCUUCGGUGGAAUUAUGGUCAAGAAUGAGACGGUGGUGCGGGUUUCGAAGCCCCGUUAA
Messenger RNA from Ilyonectria robusta, 1158 nucleotides. RefSeq lists its product as uncharacterized. The record is from RefSeq and is a predicted model, not a curated record. The transcript has 7 exons. Bases 1 to 1158 code for a protein of 385 amino acids. NCBI's taxonomy places the organism in Eukaryota, Fungi, Ascomycota, Sordariomycetes, Hypocreales, Nectriaceae.